Molecule: messenger RNA, 3285 nt
Organism: Aspergillus pseudonomiae
Lineage: Eukaryota; Fungi; Ascomycota; Eurotiomycetes; Eurotiales; Aspergillaceae
Product: NEDD4 family E3 ubiquitin-protein ligase
Exons: 10
Coding region: 597-3044 (815 amino acids)
Biological process (GO): ubiquitin-dependent protein catabolic process
Molecular function (GO): ubiquitin protein ligase activity; protein binding
Source: RefSeq, a predicted model, not a curated record
GUUUAUUUAUGCAUUGCUAAUGUUGACAGUAUCCUUCGAAUAUUUUCUAUUAUAUUUUCAUUUUUCUUUAAAUUUUUAAUUAUUAUUAUUAUUAUUUCCCCCCCCCCUCCUUCGCCACGAUCCGCCCACACCCGCGCUACUGUCCCUACGAGCCAAACGGGAAUCAAGUCAAUCAACCGCGCGCCGCUUGUUCGACUGGUCGGAAGAAAGCCCCUCGUCACAAGGUGAUUGGUUCGUACAGCGCAACGUCAGGACCUUCUCUGGUUUGCUCAGCCCCAAAGUUGCCCGCGCCUCCAUCUUCAGGCUUAGUCUCCCCGUUAUCGCCAAACCUCAACUCAUCUUUAGUUUUCUCCGUUGCAUCAAUCAUCAAUCUUGUUCCGGUUUCACCCCCCCCCUCCCCCCCUCUCCACUUCAUACCACCGCUUCUGUCAUUCGAUCUACGGCCGACCUGUGUUUCCGAUCGUUCGACUCCUGUCUAGUGUGCGGCCUGUGGUCUGUGGUGGAUGCGCACGCCGCGAAUUACCUUUUAGGCUUGUCCUGAUCGGCCGUUUAACAUCCGGAGGCGUGUACUGCCAGAUCUCUUUCCACAGUACAGGAUGGGUUCCAAUCUGCCUGCCCAGCCAAACCUCAGGGUUACAAUUAUCGCGGCGGAUGGACUAUAUAAGCGAGAUGUCUUCCGAUUCCCCGAUCCGUUCGCGGUGGCCACUGUGGGGGGCGAACAAACCCAUACAACCUCUGUUAUCAAGAAGACAUUGAACCCUUACUGGAACGAGAUGUUUGAUCUGCGAGUAAAUGAAGAUAGCAUCCUUGCCAUCCAGAUCUUUGAUCAGAAGAAGUUCAAGAAGAAGGAUCAAGGGUUCCUCGGUGUGAUCAAUGUACGGAUCGGUGAUGUGAUCGAUUUGCAAAUGGGCGGUGAUGAGAUGCUCACUCGAGAUUUGAAGAAAUCCAACGAUAAUCUUGUUGUGCACGGCAAACUCAUUAUCAAUCUGUCCACCAACUUAAGCACACCCAAUACCAACCAAGCCAACGGCUUACACCGGUCACAUAUGCAACCAUCAACUUCCAGCGGCCUUGUGCCUCAAGUAUCGGCAUCGACUCCGCAGCCACCUCCCGGCCCAAGUCCAGCGGACGCAACUGCGUCAAAUCCAUCUCUCCACCCUCAGCGUGUCCCAUCGACUACUCGGCCUAACAGCACGGUUGUACCUGCCAAUGGAACGCUCCCUCCGCCCAGUGCCCAGCAAGGCUCUCGCACCAAUCUCAGUUCGUUUGAAGAUAGCCAAGGACGGUUGCCAGCCGGCUGGGAGCGACGAGAGGAUAAUCUGGGGCGGACAUACUAUGUGGAUCACAACACUCGGACGACCACUUGGACUCGGCCAUCGAACAACUACAACGAGCAAACGUCGCGUACGCAGCGGGAGGCCAGCAUGCAGCUUGAACGGAGAGCCCACCAAAGUCGCAUGCUCCCGGAGGAUCGCACCGGUGCGAGUUCACCCAACCUGCAGGAGAACCAGCAACAGGCUCAGACCCCGCCGGCCGGUGGCAGCGCCAAUGCUGUGUCUAUGAUGGCUACCGGAGCGACCACCGCCGGCACUGGCGAGCUUCCGCCAGGAUGGGAGCAACGGACUACCCCCGAAGGACGGCCUUAUUUUGUCGACCACAACACUCGCACCACAACAUGGGUGGAUCCACGCCGACAGCAGUACAUCCGGAUGUAUGGCCAGAAUGCCAACGGCACCAAUACCACCAUUCAACAGCAACCAGUGUCCCAACUGGGGCCGUUGCCCAGUGGUUGGGAAAUGCGCUUGACGAAUACUGCGCGUGUGUACUUUGUCGACCACAACACGAAGACCACUACCUGGGACGAUCCCCGUCUGCCAUCGUCCUUGGAUCAAGGCGUACCGCAGUACAAGCGUGACUUUAGACGUAAACUGAUCUACUUCCGGUCACAACCCGCUUUGCGAAUUAUGUCCGGACAAUGUCAUGUCAAGGUACGACGUAACAACAUCUUCGAGGAUUCCUACGCCGAGAUCAUGCGGCAGAGCGCCUCGGAUCUGAAGAAGCGCUUGAUGAUUAAAUUUGACGGUGAAGACGGUUUGGAUUAUGGUGGUCUCUCCCGUGAAUUCUUUUUCCUUCUCUCUCACGAAAUGUUUAACCCCUUCUAUUGUCUUUUCGAAUACUCCGCACAUGAUAAUUAUACCCUGCAAAUUAAUCCUCAUUCGGGCGUUAAUCCGGAGCAUCUGAACUACUUCAAGUUCAUUGGACGUGUUGUUGGAUUGGCUAUUUUCCACCGCCGUUUCCUGGACUCAUUCUUUAUUGGAGCGUUCUACAAGAUGAUGCUCAGGAAGAAGGUGUCGCUGCAAGAUAUGGAGGGUGUUGACGAAGAUCUGCACCGCAACCUGACCUGGACCUUGGAUAACGAUAUCGAAGGCAUUAUAGAGUUGACCUUCGCGGUUGAUGACGAGAAGUUCGGAGAGCGCCGCACAAUCGAUCUCAAGCCGGGUGGUCGGGAUAUUCCUGUUACCAACGAAAACAAGGGAGAAUAUGUUGAGUUGGUCACUGAGUGGAAGAUCGUGAAACGGGUGGAGGAACAGUUCAACGCUUUUAUGUCCGGCUUCAAUGAACUGAUCCCGGCCGAUCUGGUCAACGUCUUCGAUGAGCGCGAACUGGAGCUGCUGAUCGGAGGUAUUGCAGACAUUGAUGUUGAUGACUGGAAGAAGCACACCGACUACCGUGGCUACCAGGAGUCGGAUGAGGUGAUCCAGAACUUCUGGAAGAUUGUCCGCACCUGGGAUGCGGAACAAAAGUCUCGUCUGCUCCAGUUCACUACCGGUACCUCCCGUAUCCCGGUCAACGGGUUCAAAGACCUGCAAGGUUCCGACGGACCCAGACGGUUUACCAUCGAGAAGUCUGGCGAUCCGGGGGCGCUGCCCAAGUCCCACACAUGCUUCAACCGUCUUGAUCUGCCUCCGUAUAAGACCAAUGAUGUACUUGAGCAUAAACUCUCGAUUGCAGUGGAGGAGACGUUAGGUUUCGGACAGGAGUAGAUGCAUCUUUUGUUCCAUUCCGAGACCAGAUAUUUUGCAUACGAGUAUAUUAAUUCCGCCGCCGCGUGCUGCGCGGACGGCAUGCAAACCAACGCGAUUGAGAGGGCGCAUGCGCAUGUUCGUGAUCUCCACCGGCUUGUGUCCCUUUGGCAUCCCAUAUUCCCCCUUCGUUCGUGGUCUUCAUUUUGUUGCAUGCGGCUUGGAGCAGACUAUAUGAAUUUUUUUUUUUUUUUUUUAUUCU